AUGUGGAGAAGUGGAGAUGCAAUCGAGGAUUAUGCAGAGAAAGAGAAGGCUGCAGCAAAAGCUCUGGAGGAUGUGAAGGCUAACUUCUAUUGUGAAUUAUGUGAUAAACAGUAUCUUAAACACCAGGAAUUUGACAACCACAUCAAUUCGUAUGACCAUGCUCACAAGCAGAGGUUGAAAGAUUUAAAGCAAAGGGAAUUUGCCAGAAAUGUGGCAUCAAAGUCGUGGAAAGAUGAGAAAAAACAGGAAAAAGCACUCAAGCGACUCCAUCAGCUUGCUGAGUUACGGAAGCAGUCAGAAUGCAUCACAGGAAGUAGACCAGUGCUUAAAACUCCCAGACUGGUUGUGGAAAAGCAGCAACUGCAAGAAGGAAUUUUCCUAGAUAAAGAUGACAAAAUCUCAGUAAGGCCCAUGUGUGAAGGACAAAUUCUCCCUGGAAGCACUGUAGAGAAAGAACAACAGGAGCUCACAGCAAGCAGACACCAAGCACGUACUGAGAAAGUUUAUUCACUUGGAAAUCAGGUCUUGCAAGUGUUCCCAGAUGGCACCAAUGCUAGUCACAGGACAGGAGUGUCUUUCUCUUUCUCUAAAAAAGUCCCUUUGAAGUUAGAGUCAUCAGCAUCAGUUUUCAGUGAAAACAAUGAAGAAGCAUAUGAUUGCAGUGAAUCACCCAACCAUAAAACAAAGCAAUCUCCUGAGAGCUGUCAUUCUUGCACACUUGUGGCUGAGGAUACAAACGCAGGUGUGGAGAAAGGGUUAAAUAUUCCUCAAGGUCAUGCAGAUAUUGCAGGUAAUAUAGCUGCACAGACAAAAAUACUAAAGGAAAAUGAUCAAAGCAGUGACAAAGAAUUAGAAGAAACAUUCAAUGCUCAUCCUUUAUUUCCCAAAACCAAAACACAUAUUUCAAGUCUAGAUUUUACUGGAACCCUAAGAGAAACAGAACAAGAAAGUCAGCUGAAUGAGUCUGACAAACCCCUAGAAACUCUCAUUUCACCUUUAUGCCAAACUAGCAAGCUUUGUACACAGAAGAACACUUAUAAGCACAGUGGUACCACAUUAGCUAAUAAUAAUGUAGCUGAGUUCCCACCACAGCAAACAGCUGAGUAUGCAUAUGCAAGUGAAUUACAUUGCAAUCUUAGUACAGUCGAAAGCGAGACAUCCUUUGAGAGUUUAGGAACCGCAAGUGGGAACAUGGAAACGCUUGCAAGGGAGGAAGCAGUUCAAGAUAUUAAGCCCAAAGCCCUGUCAUUUCUUCAUGUGAUAAGCAAAGAUGGCAGCACCGCCCUUCAGUGGCCCACAGAACUACUCUUGUUUACAAAAACGGAACCCUGUAUUUCCUAUGGCUGUAAUCCAUUGUAUUUUGACUUCAGACUCUCUUUAAAUCACAGAGAUGGGAAGCAACCCACAACAAACAAAGCAAGCUGUAACAAGCACUCUACAAAUGUGAGUGCAGAUGAAAAUGAAGCCUCAGGUUUAAUAAAAGACAAGCAACUGUCAAAUGAACAAGAUAAUCAGUCAUUGAAACCAAAGAAGAUGAAAGGUUCUCCAAGCCCUCGAAAGGCUGAGCAAAAAGCUGAUUCAGACAGAGGAAAAGAAAUGAAUGGAAAUGGUCAAAAGUACGUUUCAGAUGAUUUGAAUGAAAAUAUACCCAAAGUGCCUGCUUACCUUGAUGUCUCACAAAAGGAUUAUCUGAGAGAAAAAAUUCUGGAUGCAACAUCACCUGGGAGAUCUUUAAAGCCCCAUUUCCAUAUCUGUGAAAGAAAAAAACACAGCAUUGGAAAUGAAAGCAUUUCCUUUUCUGCCUUUACGUCUAGGACUAAAAAACAUAAAGCUACAAAAUGUGGUUUAAUUUAUUCUGAAGAAAAACUUGAAAACCAAAACAAUUACAAAUCCAUUGAAAACUUACCUGGAGGCAGCAGUGACAUAAGUGACAAUGGAAGAGACUGUACUGGAAGUUUCCUUUGUUCUAAAGCAAGUUCUCAUAUCAGGUAUUCAGAAAACGAAGAUGAUGGAAGUUAUGCAAGAUGCUGGCGGUUCUCACCUUCACAGAAGUCAUCUUCUGAUGGACAUUCUAGCUAUUCUGACAGCUCCAUCAGCAGUACAAUUAGCUACCUAAGCAGCUCCUCUAGUCACAGAUCAAACAAUCACAGUAGAAGUCAUUUGCUCUUUUGUUGUAAAAGAAAAAAUAAGACGGUUGAAAGGCACAAGUGUAAACACAGAAAGCACAACUGUAUUUCCUCUUCUGAUGAUGCAGAGGAGGAUUACUCCUUUCACACUGCAAGUCUAAGAACUAGAAACUGCACACAGAGGGAUACAGUUAAAUAUCAGAAGCAUUCAAGACCUAAAGGUUUUCACCAUCCAGACAGAUCAAAGCAAAGCAGGAACAGACACCGAUAUUCUGGCAGAAAACACACCCAGAGUAGAAGCUACCAUUGCUCCAAACGUUUUUCUACCAGGGAUUCAAGAAGCAGUGAAAGAUCAUCCAGUGGCAGAAGAUCAAGAAGCAGCAGUUCAGGAUCAUUCUCAAGGCAGGCUGUCUAUCUGAACAAAAGGAAAGCAGAUACAGAGAGAGAGAAUUACACUGCAUCAGGAAAAGUUGAAUCUACAUGUUCUGACUCUCAGAAUGCAAGAUGCCCAUCACAAGUCUUUGAUGUUGGCUCUUCUGACACAGUAGGAGAAAGAAAGUCAUUGACAGCCAGGCUAUUUCUAGAACAAGUGCACUCCAAGAAAAACCAGGAACAAGCACAUGAUUCGGAGGGAUUUCUAAACAAUUGUAGGGCAGAACUGAAGGACCACUCACAAAGUCACUUUGCUAUUAAAUUUCCAUCAUCAAUAGAUGAUGCAGAAAUGUUAUCUUUGCCUGAAGAAGCCCUACCUAUAGGUAAAAACGAAGUACGGAAAACUGAAAUCUGUUCGUUGGAAAACACCUCAGAGAAAGAUAACUUUGAAACUUCGCAGAUAAAUAAUGUUACUCUUACAUCAGGUAGCGAUUAUGAUAAUUGUCUUUUUAAAGACAUCAUUCAAAUAGGAAUAGGCCAUCAGGCUCCAAACUUAAAAAUGAACACAGCAAUAAAGGAUCAAUCAAAUAUUUUAAUUAGUGAAGUACAACCCUUUAUACAAAGCUGUGACCCAGUACCAAAUGAUUUCCCUGGUGCUUUUCCUUCUAACAGAUAUUCUCUUGUGGCUAAUUCAAUAGAGACCAAAGAAGAACUGCAUGAUGUAAGCAUGAACUUGAAUCGAGUAGAAAGUAAUUUAAAUUCUUAUUUUGACAGUGCUAUGCAUAAAUAUGAUGAAUCAAAAAAUGAUUUAGAAGUGUAUAGUAAAUCCAUCUCUCCUCCUCCUCUAACUCAGAAGCCUAUAACUUUUUCCCCAGAUGAAAUAGACAAGUACAGGUUACUUCAGCUGCAAGCCCAGCAGCAUAUGCAGAAACAAAUCCUAGCAAAGCAUCUUAAAGUUUUGCCUGCCACAGGACCAGCUGCCUUCUCUGCUACACCAGCAGUUCAAUCUGUUCCUGUCCAGCAACAUGCUUCUCUCACUACCAUACAUCAUACACUUCUGCAACGCUUUGCUGUCUCAACUUCCGUACAUCCCCACAGCAGCCAUCUUUCUCUGGCCCACAUUCAUCCCCUCUCUCAAUCGCAUUUCACUCCUAUAUCUCUUUCACCUUUUGCUCCAGCCAUCAUUCCCACUCACCCUACCCUACUAACAGGGCACCCACUACAGCUCAUCUCCACCACCCCCAUUCACCCUUCUCCCAUGACCCUCCCAUCAUUGCCACACACUGCAUUUAUCCCUACCUUAUUGACUCCCCACCUGAAUGCAGCUGCAGCUUCUGCAAUUCAUCUGAAUCCAUUCAUUUAUCCAUUGUUUCAAGGGCAAGAUUUUCACCACCAUUCUUGCUCUAGCCAGACCCAACAGUUACCUGCAAUGAAAGAAGUUUUCAGCAUUUCUGGUUAUCUAAACUAGCAAAACUAUUACUCCUUAGUUCCAGAAAUCAGUUUGAAAGAAAAUUAUUUUUCAGUCUUCAAACAUACAUCUUAAGAGAAGCCUAUGAUUAUGUUCAGAGCACAUCAGCAAUAUUUAAAUGUCAAGACUGUGGCUGACAGCAUAUGAAUGUUGAUUUGGUUUUCAUACUACUGAGUAAAAGCAAUUUGAAUGCUUUCCACUUGAUUAGAACUAGGAGGAGAGGGUACUGCUAACUUAGUUCGGCAGAGGGUAGCUCAGUUUCAGAAGAGAUGUCUGAAGUAAAGUCUAUGAUUGAUGUUAAAACUAGAAGUACAGCAUGCAAGCAUAAUGGCCAAGUUUUCAACAAGGCUAAUGAUCAGAGGUGCUUCAAUUUUAAUGCACCCAACUUAGCAGCCUUUAAAUCUGCCUGAUUUUCAGAAGGUGAACAUGAAACACUUUCAGGAGAUCACGCCUGUUUACAGUGUCUCUAAUUGGACAAAAUUUAAAAUAGUUUCUAGAUGCUGGUGAAACUAUUGAAUAACAUAAAAAGCCUGAAAGGAGAUGAGUUACACCUGAGGCACAAUUAUCAAGACUGUUCAAUCAAAAAAACCCAGAUUCAGUAGUGAUGUUACAGCCACCACAUGUCACCUGGACAGUUGGAACAAGUUGUGAUUCGGUCACAAAAGCACAGCAAAGAAUUGCCUUGGUGUAAAGGGACUCUGUGGAACAAAAAGGUUAUGAUAUUUCUGCCUCCUUUCUGAACACCCCCACCCACCUCCACCUUCUAAUGAAGAUCCAUUAAAGACCUUAACUCACUGAUAGGCCUCAGCAGCUAUAAGGUGCAAUGUGGCUGGAGCUGGCCUUGAGACUUGGAAAGCUGCAGCUGGUGCCCUAGUCUAGCUCUAGCCCAGGAAAGACUCUUACCUAAAGAUUUUGUAAAUAUUUUUCCUACUUAAAAAAAAAUUCUACAAAAUGUUUUGUACCCCUUUCUGAGCACACGGUAAAUUGAAAAUAUGUUGAAAAGUAUAAUGUAAUAUUGGUAUUUGUUUGGCAACCAUAUCUUUACAUAGCUACCAUAAGGAAGUAAUUUUCUGUAAGUGGAUGUUGGGUAUGAAAAUGUUACCAAAAGACCAAAUUCUGCUUCUGUCCUCUGCAAUCCUGCUGAAACU
This is a messenger RNA of Gavialis gangeticus (Gharial), 5114 nucleotides long. It is a transcript of the gene ZNF804B, whose product is annotated as zinc finger protein 804B. The record is from RefSeq and is a predicted model, not a curated record. Bases 1 to 3966 code for a protein of 1321 amino acids. NCBI's taxonomy places the organism in Eukaryota, Metazoa, Chordata, Crocodylia, Gavialidae. The transcript is spliced from 4 exons. Gene Ontology annotation, cellular component: nucleus.